AUGUCGCAAACGGCCGGCAGUGGGACAGCGUGCUGCCCGAAUUGUGGCAUCGGGCUUCCGAGUCAUUCUGACAUGGCAGCAGAAGCACAGAAGCAAAUCGAAGACCUACAAACACAAGUGCGCUUGCUCACAGAAAAGGCUACCGCGACAGUGGACAAAUGGGCAGACUAUGAAGACGAGAUCCAACAACUCAAAGCGCAACUGCAGCCGCCACAGCGAACAGACUCAGCCAGCGAUACCGCUGGCAGAUCCGAUAGCCCAAGUCGAUUUUCCUACCUCCCCGUACAAAACCGCCUCUCUUCCUUCCUGUCACCCCGCAAAUCGACCCCGAAUUUACAGCAGAACCCGCCGCCCCCAUCCGCGACGGACUUAGCCGCUGCGCUAACCAGAGAGCAAGCGCUACGGCAGGCCGCGGAAGGGAAGUUAGAUGAAGCUAGUGGCGAGCUGGAGGAGCUGAGUGCGCAACUGUUCGAGCAGGCUAAUGAGAUGGUGGCUACGGAGAGGAAGGCGAGGGCGAAGUUGGAGGAAAGGGUUGCGGUUUUGGAGAGCAGGGAUGGGGAAAAGAGGAAGAGGUUGGAGAAGCUGGAGCACGCGAUGCAGAGGAUUGAGAGGGUUAGGGGGCUUCUGGCGCCGGGAAGAUGA
Venustampulla echinocandica is the source of this 642-nucleotide messenger RNA. RefSeq lists its product as uncharacterized. Gene Ontology annotation, molecular function: guanyl-nucleotide exchange factor activity. Lineage: Eukaryota; Fungi; Ascomycota; Leotiomycetes; Helotiales; Pleuroascaceae. Gene Ontology annotation, biological process: exocytosis. Gene Ontology annotation, cellular component: cell tip; Golgi to plasma membrane transport vesicle. The record is from RefSeq and is a predicted model, not a curated record. The transcript is spliced from 2 exons. Bases 1 to 642 code for a protein of 213 amino acids.